UAUUCGCACAGCGUGGUGCUAAUGAGGUCACUCACUCACUCACUCAAUGCAGUUGCAGUAGAUAGAGCCUGGCGCAUGUAUAACGGUAGUGAGGUGCAGAGUAGGCUACAACAGUAGUUAGUCAUAGGCUCUACUCCUACCGAAAACAUUUACGUGAUUUUCUGAACUACAACCAUUUCCUUGUGGAUUCCCUAGGGCCUCUCUCUCCCCCCAGCUGCCAACAUGAUGAAGGAGUGCCUCCAGUUCCUCAUCGAGCCGGCAAAAAAAAUUAAGAUCCGCCUCAAGGAGUCUCGUAAGAAAGUGACAAAUGAGAAGAAAGAACCUUUAGUGGAGAGUCAGCUGUUUAUAAUGGAGCUGGCCAGGGAACUCAACAGACUGUGCCAGAGGUCAAAUGUCCUAGCCCACAUCUGGACCAAUGAAGACUCCUGGCCUCCCAGUGUGUGUAGAGAAUGCAUAGUGGAGUGGGCUGCCGUGCUGGAGAAUAGAGUACAGGCGAGCACUCAGCUCCGGGCUGACAGGCCAGAGAAGAGGGAGUGGAACGGUCACCUGUUGUGUAUGCUGGAGACAGGUGGAGAGUAUGACAUGGCAUCCCACAAACGGGUCAUCAUGGACUGGACACACCAGCUCAGAAACAAACUCGAGCCCAGUAUCUGGCCCGGUGAGCCCGUAUUGAUGAUGUUGGAUGAUCUGGAGUUCCAGUGGAGGAGGGGGCGUCUGCCGAACCUUCUCCCAGCCAUGGAGCUGGUCAUGUGGGUCGUGCUGAGUGCAGACAGCCCUGACAAGGAGGACGUAACCAAGCAGUGGCUGAUCAGAAGACAGAGGAGUCAGAAGAUUGAUGCAGCACGCUACAUUCCCCAUAAUGUAUGGAACUGGAUCUGUGAUGCUGCAGAGGAAGUGACCCUUGACCCCAAGACAGCCAACCCUGACCUCAUCCUCUCCAACGACGACAAGCGCAUGUGCUGUGGCCUGGAGCGGCGAGACAUCCCUAACUGCACGUGUCGCUUCGAUGGCUGGUGGUGCGCUCUGGGAAACGAGGGCUACACCUCUGGGCGCCAUUACUGGGAAGUUGAAGUGGGCAACCGGGACUGGCGGCUGGGCGUGGCUAAAGCCUCUGCCCAAAGGAAGGGUUAUAGUUCCCUCAACACAYAGACGGGCUACCUCACCCUGCGGCUGGAGAGGGGCUCAGACCUCAAGGCCCUGACGGUGCCUUCCACCCCGCUGGCCCAGAUGCUGGUCCCCAGGAAGGUGGGGGUCUACCUGGACUAUGAGCAAGGCCAGCUCUCCUUCUACGACGUGGAGAAGAGGUCCCACAUCUACACGUACAACGAGACCUUCACAGAGAGACUGUUCCCUGUGUUUGGGACUGUAGAGGUGGUGAAGGGUCUGGUGAUCAGGUCGGCACAGACCAGGGAACCCUGCCUCUGCCCUGGACCCUGUCUCUGGUGCUAAGCUAAGUGCUCAGAUAACAUAUCACAGCAUCUUUAAAACUGGUCCUGGAGAGCUAGCCUAGAAUCCACACUUAGAGCUCGAUUCAAUCAGAUGAAGCGUUAACGCGCGAUAGCAGACGCCCACAUAGCUGAAGUUUUGGCGGUGUCGGAGUAGUUGUAACUGCGUUGGAGCUGUCAAAUCGGUGAGCAGCUGCUCGUAGUCAUUGUCACGAAGCCACACCCGUCCCACUCGCGUUAGACGUUCAGAACGAGAAAGUGGAGACCAUACAUAAAUAAUGACGCUCAAACUGAAACUCACUCAAUGAAAUAAUGAGGAUUUCUAUGAGCUUAAUCAAUGUGUAGAUUACAUCKCACAUUGCAGUGUUCGAACUUGUAAACAAGGCUGCAUUGGGAUGGCAAUGUUCACGAUAGGUAUAAUACUGGGAGCCGCUUGUGAAUUUUGACAGCUGUAACACGGUUCCACCUCAGACAAACGGCAAAACAACAGCUAUGCGGGUGUCGGCUAGCGUAGAUCUGAUUGAAUCGAGCCCUUAAUAUUGUAAACGUAGCAAUAUUCCGUGUCAAUUCCAGGCUAGUGGAGUGCAGGCGUUUUGCUCUACUCCAGCCCUAACACACCUUAUUCAAUGGUUUGAUGAUUAGUUGAUUAGUUGAAUCAGGUAUGUUCGAAUUAGGCUGGAACAAAAGCCUGCACUCCUCAGGACCAGGGUUGAAGAACAAUCAUUACCCCCUCCCAACACUUUUUCUCUUAAAGUGCCUUCAUACCAUCUGGAAAUGAAGUGGUAACUAUUUGUAUUGGUUGUUAAAUUGCCAUAGUAUUUCAUGGUAUAAAGACACUGUAAAAGAAAGUGCUGCCCAAAUUACCCAAAGAUCCAAUGUAGUUGAAAUGCUGUAGUUCAGUGAGAGAUUGCGCACAGAAGAAAGACAGACAGCACGCAGUAGUCUCAUAAUGUGUAUCAGCGUAUUUUUGGGAAGUUGCGGUAUGAUAUUGACCGUGUGUGUGUGUAUAAUGGUGUGAACAAUGCUUUUUUUCAGUCAUCGAUAAAUUAACCACAUUUUCAAA
Messenger RNA from Salvelinus sp. IW2-2015, 2508 nucleotides. Lineage: Eukaryota; Metazoa; Chordata; Actinopteri; Salmoniformes; Salmonidae. The record is from RefSeq and is a predicted model, not a curated record.